AUAAUCAAAAGAAUAAAAUUUUACAAAAUGGAUUUCAUCAUUUAAGAAACAAUUUUGCUUCAUUCUAGGCUGAUGUAGUAGUAAACUUGCAGAUCUUAAUCCUUUGAAAGCACCUCCAUAUAUUUUAUUUAAAUAGUCAUUUUUUCGCCUUCUGUAAUUUCGUCUGUUACAUAAAUUUUCUGGUUACAAUUGCAGCAAUGGCACUUAAACAAAUGAGUGGGGGUCUGAAAAGACUUUAUUUGACAUUUUCUCGAAGUGUAUCAACCAAAUUAAAAGUCAACAAAGAAAUUGGCGUCAGUGGUUAUGCACUUUUGUCUGUGCCUAUAACAACAUUUUGCCUGGGUACAUGGCAAGUAAAAAGACGAGCUUGGAAGUUAAAUUUAAUUGAAGAAGUUAAGACUAAACAUAAAGCUGAACCUGUUGAACUACCUGAUGACCUUGAUAAACUUUCUACAAUGGAAUAUCGACGAGUUCAUGUUCGUGGAACAUUUGAUCAUACAAAAGAGUUGUACAUUGGCCCUAGGCAACAAAUAACCAACAAAGAUGAGGGUGGUGGUGGAAUAAUUUCAUCACCUACUCAAAUUGGUUACCUUGUAAUCACACCUUUCCAUUUAACAGAUAAAAACAUUACAAUUCUUGUUAAUAGGGGUUGGGUUCCUAAGAAUAAACUUGAUCCUGCUAAAAGAUCAAAAGGACAGAUACCAGAAGAAGUAGAUCUUAUUGGAACAGUUAGGCUCCCAGAAAAGAGACCACAGUUUAGCCCAAAGAAUAAAGCAAACUCUAGGAAUUUUUUCUUUCGAGAUGUGCCAAAAAUGGCACAACUUACAGGAGCUGCUCCUAUUUUUAUUGAUGCUGAUGAAAGCAGUACAGUUCCUGGUGGUCCAGUUGGUGGCCAAACAAAAAUAACAUUCAGAAAUGAACAUUUAUCAUAUAUUCUUACAUGGUAUUCUUUGUGUGCUGCAACUUCAUACAUGUGGUACAGAAAAUAUCUCUAUAGAGUAAAGGCUGUGUGAUUGUGUGCAUGAACUGUAAAUAUUUUUGCAUUUCUUAGGAAAUUAUUUAAAAAAAAUAUGUAAAAUGUUAUAUUUUCCUUAUUGAAAUAAAGAAUAAGUUCUUGUUUUA
Messenger RNA from Argiope bruennichi, 1122 nucleotides. RefSeq names its product surfeit locus protein 1-like (gene Surf1). Gene Ontology annotation, biological process: mitochondrial respiratory chain complex IV assembly. The record is from RefSeq and is a predicted model, not a curated record. NCBI's taxonomy places the organism in Eukaryota, Metazoa, Arthropoda, Arachnida, Araneae, Araneidae. The transcript has 8 exons. The coding region runs from base 198 to 1013 and encodes 271 amino acids. Gene Ontology annotation, cellular component: mitochondrion; membrane.